Messenger RNA from Entamoeba invadens IP1, 1206 nucleotides. RefSeq lists its product as hypothetical. The coding region runs from base 1 to 1206 and encodes 401 amino acids. The record is from RefSeq and is a predicted model, not a curated record. The transcript has 2 exons. Lineage: Eukaryota; Evosea; Mastigamoebida; Endamoebidae.
AUGGAAGAGAAGAAACGGGCGUAUUACUGUGACUUGUGUGGAUGUCCGUUGUUCAUUCAAAUUGAUUUAUUAGACUCCCAACUCCAAAUACCCAUCGCACGACAACCGUUUUACUCUCUUUCGACUUCUUUGUCGAUGACUCCACUCUUCGACGACGACACCAACGAAGACUUUUCAAAUCUCAUCUUCUGCACGCCGACACACGUCUCUCAAACUCCUCCAACGCGAAGAAGAUCGCACAAGUCGAAGCAAACAACGAAAAAAAUCAAAUUUGAUGAGGGCGCACUUUUCUAUCCCAAUUUACCGGAAAUUGUGAAGCCGUUAUCUCCAGUCACCCAUUCGGAAACACAGACGACGCCUUCUGUCCCAAGUUACUCUCCUUUUUACUCUCUGAAAACUAUUGGAAGGUCGCGACUUGGAUCGAACGAAGAAAAGAUAGAUAAGGGAAUACGAAUACCACUGUAUCUCCCUUCACAAGUCGACCCAAUCAUAAACUGUUGUGAAGAAAUUGGAUUAGAAUUUCCACUGUGUAGCCAGUGCUACCAAAUCAUCGAGUCUGCUCUUUCAAACGAACUCUCCGAGUUGUCUUCUUCAUUCCGAAAAGAGCGAAUAUUGCAACUGGAGUUGAUACAAUUUUCAAUUGAACAAACGACGCUGGAGCAGACGGAAAAAGAGGAGGAGGAUAUCAGAAUGUUGUCGAAUGAAGUUGAUACCCUUGUGGAAGAUAACAGAACGCUUUUGGAACAACAGAGGAUCAUUGUUCAGUGCACCGACAUUAUCGACAAAAUAGCAACAAAUGUGUUCUAUUGUUUGGAAAAGGAAAUCUCGUUGUACGUCGAAACGCUGAACCAAUUCAACGACUUCAACAACAAAGUCCACGCCAAUGAAUUAGAACGAUUGGAAUUGUCGAAUCCGAUAGAAAGAAUAUUCAACUUUGAAUGGCUUGAAAAUGAUGUGGCGCUCAAUGGAAUACCGAUCGUUCAGACGUUUAAAAGCCGCAACGAAAUGAAUUUCAAUUUAAUUAUAUCGUGCUUCAAAAAGAUGUCCACAUUUGUGUAUGAGCAUCUUGGGAUAUUUGCAAUGAUCCCACAAUUCAACGUGAAAAGGCCCGACGACUUCAUUACUUUUUUAUUGGACUUCCUUCAGAAAACUGUGACUCGGAUCACAUACUUUGAUCGACAAAUAGCUAUUCCAUAUACCCCAUGA